Molecule: messenger RNA, 2826 nt
Organism: Pseudozyma flocculosa PF-1
Lineage: Eukaryota; Fungi; Basidiomycota; Ustilaginomycetes; Ustilaginales; Ustilaginaceae
Exons: 3
Coding region: 1-2826 (941 amino acids)
Source: RefSeq, a predicted model, not a curated record
AUGGGUGCGUCGCCCACCCGCGCCGCCUCCGAGCUACGCUCCGCUCCCGCGCACGCCGCUAUCUUUGCCGAUCGGGCCCACCCGCGCCAGCUCGCCCUCUCGCUGCGCCAAGUGCUCGGACGGACCGUCUCCCUCGGCUUCCCGUGCGAGCGCUUCACUGCCGCCGAGAAUCACCCCGCCAAGAGCAUCUCCGCUGCCCACUGCGAGCAGACCAAGCCGGCCGCCCAGCAGUACAAGUACAUCGUCCGCAUCCCGCAGUUCGUCGAGCUCGCCCAGUUCAUCGCCGACCGGGGAUAUGCCGUCCCCGCGGACAAGCUCCAGCUCGUCACCCGCUGCAUCUCCCGGCGCAUGGCCUGCCUCAGGUUCUACGAGAGGGACGGCCAGGUCUGCACCAGGCACGUCUACUUUGUCGAGGUGCUCCACAAAAUUCUCGAUAUCCCGCAGUCGUUCGAGCAGCCGCGAUCGCAACAGCAGCCGCAGCAGCAGCAUAGCGCCAGCCGCAAGAAGGCCACGCGCAACCGCAAGAAGGGCAAGAGCAAGAAGCGCGGUACCGCCCGCGAUGCGCAAGUCGGCGAAGACGUCUCCAACGAGAACCUCUUUGGCUGCCUCGAGCUGCAGAGCAACGACGAGGAAGAAGGAGACGACGAUGACGCCGCCGACGACGAGGAGCUCCACUACGGCGUCGAGGACAGCGUCGACGAGGCGGUGUGCGCCUACCUGGUCUUCUACACCGACCUCAACGACAUCCGCCGCUUCCUGUGCCUGCUGUGGUCCGAGUACCGCCGUCGCAAGGCCGACCUUGUCUCGGCGUCCAUCGCCACCACCACGGCCUUCUUGCUCGUCGAAAAGGCGUUCGCCGAUAUUCAGGCCCGCUACCGAGGCCUCUUUGCUGGUCCGAAGGAGCUGCUCACGGCGCUAGCCAGCUACGCAGUCGAGCUGCGAACGGGCGGACCGCUCCUCGACGGGGACGGCGACGGCGGCGGCAUCUCAGGCCUCAUCUACAGCAGCUACGCCGACCUGGGUCCCAAAGCAGAGGCCUGGGCCAUGGCCGAAGACUACUUCUGCAUCCGGCCGUGGUUCCUGUUCGACGCGUGGCACAGGGAUCCGGAAGCCGCUCGCGACGUCCCGAUGACCGACGAGGAUUUCGACCACAAAGCGGCGCCUGGAUCACCGUCUCCCCGCAGCCAAGAGCAGCGCAGAGGCCUCGACAUCCACAUCCUCUUCACCGCCCUGUGCGACUUCAAGUCUCACGACGCCCUCACUCUGGAGAUGAGUCGCUUCCUGCGGGGCACCGAGGGCCCAUCGCUGCUCCUUGCCUUUGAGCUGCAAGCGUUCAUCGACAUCAACUUGAUCCUCCGGCACGACAAGCGCCGAGCCCGUUUCGAGGCCAAGAAGUGCCUCGACAAGAUGCGGGACAGCCUCGACGAGGCGAAGCGCAGCCGGUGCAGGCUCGAGCUCAAAGUCCCGAUCUCCAACGAGGACGGCCUCGACGCAAUGGACGAGCUCAUCCAGAAGCUUCUGCGUGAGCUCAAGUCGCGGAGCACCCUUGUCGAUGGCCGCGAAAGCGACGGCGAAGGUUGGAGCACCGCCGCUAGGGACCGGUUCCUCGAUCGUCACCCGGUCUGUUGCGGCCUGCAAGCAGCUCGCGCUCUCUUUCCAUUCCGCCACCUGGGGUCGGAAAGCACCAAGGGUAGCACCUUGCCCCUGGCGGGCCUUCACCUCUUCACCACCUGCAAGGUCUACCUGUCCAAGGAGCUCAAGGGUCAGAAGCUCAGCUGGACCGACACGGACCUCAUCCUCCGGCUGCACGGAUCCAAGAAGCUCUUCGGCAGCGAUGCUCCGCCGACCGACCUGGCCGAGUCGUCCAUAAGCCUCAUGCGGCUCUACGGCUAUACUGAGCGCUUUAUCAACGACUUCCUCUACGGCAGCGCGCCUCGCAUGAACAAGGCCCUGAAGAUGGACUCGCCCUCCGAGCUCGGUAUGCGUCUCAAUCGGCUCAGCAGCACUUCGAAGUUCUUUGAGGUCUUCCUGGCGAUGCUCCAUACCUGCAGGGGCUGCGCCGACGCGGAUCCAGGCGGCCAGUUGACCGACGACCCGAUGCAGAGCCUCUACAACGAGCUCGUCGCCACGCAGCCCGAAGGGGCAGGCAAGAACCUCUUUGUCGACGCCAUAUCCACCGCCACGGCCGCCGACACCACGGUGCCCAUCAUCGACGGUCGUCCCAACUUUAGCCGGUCGGAGCGCAAGAGGGGCCCCAGGCGACGCCUCGCGCUCGUCGAUCUGGUCCAGUUCCAAGCCUCGAGCCUGAUUGUCGGCAUGCCGGACCUGUGCUUUGACUACGUGGCGCUCAAUACGCGCUGCUCGCGCGUCUUCGAGGCGGUCUACGCCGCUCUGCAAGCGGACCGGAAGAGCUUGAACCCGGAUCCAGGCUACCCGCACAACGGCAGGUCCCUCGAGACAGUCUUCACCACGCUCGUCAUCGUUGGGGGCACGUUCUCCAAGAACCGCAAGAAGGGCGGCGUCCUCGCGCCCAUGGUCCAGAGGCAGAAGGAAGCCCUGCUCCGCGUGGCCAGAGCGAUGCUCGACAAGCUGACUGAAGUCGGGGAAGACGCCGGCUAUCACCAGCUGUACGCUGGUCUGAUCACCCUCGGCGCGUAUACGCCAGACGAGGACAAGGAAGAGGACGAGGACGAGGGAGGGGAUGAGGAUGAGGACGAUGACGGCUCCGACAUCGCCGAGGCUGAGGCCGGCGAGCAACUUCCCGACGAAGUCACCACAGAACAGAGCGGCCAGACUGCAAAUCCGGGACCCAGAGCCUCGUUCUGA